UCAGGUCAGCAGAAAUCUAUUAUCCUACACUCAAUAAAAAUGGCUUCAGCAGCUAUAAAGGCUAUGACCGGCGUGGCCAAAGAUGUAUCGCCGCUGUAUUACAGGAUAUUGUCCAAAUUCCCACAGAAUUUUACAUUCUGUUUCGCCUACGGAUCAGCAGUGAAGCCACAAAUAGGGAACAAUAAAAAACAGAAUAUGAUCGAUUUAAUAUACUGCGUUGAUAACUCGUAUCGUUGGCAUGGAGCUAACAUCGCAGUAAAUCCAUCACAUUACUCCGCGCUACGGUUCCUGGGCAAGGGUGUUGUUGCAAGAUUUCAGGAGAACUGGGCCGCAAAAGUGUAUUUUAACACUCUAGUUGAAAUGAAAGAAGAAAAUAUUCUCAUAAAGUAUGGUGUUGUAUCCCAAAAAGAUUUGAUUGCUGAUUUACUAGAUUGGAAUGAUCUUUACCUAGCUGGCAGACUACACAAACCAGUAGAAAUCAUUAAGCAAACCAAUAGCUCUCAGUUGCAAAAUGCUCUUCAGUCAAAUCUACGCUCCGCUGUUCACACAGCUCUUCUUACUUUACCUGAAACAUUUUCUGAGUAUGACUUUUAUUUCGCCAUAUCAAACUUAAGCUAUGCUGGCGAUUUUAGAAUGACCUUCGGGGAAAAUAAAAACAAAGUAAGGAACAUAGUACAGCCACAAUUACUGAGUUUUCGUGAACUGUACCAACCAAUUUUGCAGCAAUUCCAUGCCUAUGUUGACUUCACUCCAGGAGAAGCCAAGUGCCACCAGGAUCUGCAUCCUGAAACUAAAUUGCACCACUUAAUGCAGUUACCUAUGGUACCCCAACAAAAAAUAGUGAAAUUCUGGAAUCAUGGUGGCCUGCAACAAGACAUGGAAGAUGUACUACGAGCUGUUGCUUAUGACGUUGAUUGUGCUGUUAUAUUAACACAAAUACUGAAGGAUAUAGUCUGGCAGUCUAGUGUGAGGCAAUCUUUGAAGGGCAUUCUCACUGCGGGGUUUCUCAAGUCAGUCCGUUACAGCGCUAAGAAAAUAGCAAAAAUGUUCUAAUUAUAAGCUGUAGUUUUUGUACAUAUGUAUAUAAUAAAGGUAGUGUGUAAAUUAGA
Messenger RNA from Trichoplusia ni (cabbage looper), 1109 nucleotides. RefSeq names its product phosphatidate cytidylyltransferase, mitochondrial. The record is from RefSeq and is a predicted model, not a curated record. Gene Ontology annotation, biological process: cardiolipin biosynthetic process; CDP-diacylglycerol biosynthetic process. Gene Ontology annotation, molecular function: phosphatidate cytidylyltransferase activity. The transcript has a single exon. The coding region runs from base 40 to 1053 and encodes 337 amino acids. Lineage: Eukaryota; Metazoa; Arthropoda; Insecta; Lepidoptera; Noctuidae. Gene Ontology annotation, cellular component: mitochondrion.